This is a messenger RNA of Varanus komodoensis (Komodo dragon), 1681 nucleotides long. RefSeq names its product solute carrier family 22 member 13-like. The record is from RefSeq and is a predicted model, not a curated record. Bases 32 to 1681 code for a protein of 549 amino acids. The transcript is spliced from 10 exons. Gene Ontology annotation, molecular function: transmembrane transporter activity. Gene Ontology annotation, biological process: transmembrane transport. Gene Ontology annotation, cellular component: membrane. NCBI's taxonomy places the organism in Eukaryota, Metazoa, Chordata, Lepidosauria, Squamata, Varanidae.
AAGAUACAGACAGGCUCCUGGAGAACCCAGAAUGACGGGGUUUGGAGACAUCUUGAAGGCGGUCGGAGAGUUUGGCAGAUUUCAGAAAUGGCUGGUGUUGCUGAUCUGCAUCCCAAAUUUCCUCACCCCCUUUCACAUGUUUGGCCAAGUAUUCCUAGUAAUGGACGUGCCACACCACUGCAACACCAGCUGGAUCCGUGCAAUCAGCCCGAACCUGACCAAAGAGCAGGAGCUGAACUUGACCAUUCCCAGGAAGCCAGAUGGAUCCCUAGAGGAAUGCCUGAUGUUUACUCCUGUGCAAGCAGAUAUUGACUCCAUCAUAGAAUACGGACUCAAUGGCACCGAAAAGUGUCAGGAUGGCUGGGUUUAUCCUGCAGGACUAAAACCAACUUUGCUAACAGAGUUUAACUUGGUCUGCGACCGACAAGACCUAAACGACUUCUCCCAGUCUAUCUAUAUGGCAGGCCUUCUUGUGGGAGCCCUGGUCUUCGGCCCACUGAGCGACAGGAUCGGAAGCCGGUGGUCCAUCUUGCUCACCCUCCUGAUUAUGGGCUCCUUUGGCGUUGGGGCAGGCUUCGCACCCAGUUUCUCUGUCUACAUCGCCCUGAGAUUCCUCGUGGGAGCUGCUUUUGCUGGGAUCAGUAUAAGCAUGGCGGCUUUAAGUUCUGAGUGGGUCGGGGCUUCGUAUCGCCCGCUGGCGCUGGUCAUCACCCACUGCUGCAAUGCCCUGGGACAGAUGGCUCUGGCUGGCUUGGCGUACUCCAUUCGCGACUGGCGGCUCUUUCAGAUCGCUGGCUCUGCUCCUGCUUUCGCGCUCUUUUUUUACAUAUGGGUCCUUCCCAGCUCUGCCCGGUGGCUUGUCACAAGAGGAAAGAUCAAGGAAGCCAAAAAGGUGCUCCAGAAGGCCGCCUCCAUCAACAAACGAACCAUCCCGGAAGAACUGCUCAACCAGCUCGCUCCAGAGGAGAAGGCAAAAUCUGGAAAUGUACUGGAUCUUUUCAAGAAGCGACACCUUAGACUUAUGACUUUUAUCAUGGCCUGGAUCUGGUUUGCUGACAGUUUGGUUUACUACGGCGUGAGCCUUCACGUUGGGGAUUUUGGCUUGGACAUCUACAUGACGCAGCUCAUUUUUGGAGCAGUGGAAAUCCCAUCCCGCUUCUCUUGCAUUUUCCUGCUCCAGUGGCUGGGCAGGAAGAGGUGCCAGGCUGUUUGGCUUCUGCUGGGUGGAAUAGUUUGCUUGCUUAUUCCUGUUAUUCCAAAAGGUUUUCCCGUCAUUGUCACUGUGCUGGCUGUUAUCGGCAAGUCUGCUCUGGCUGCCUCUUUUUCCACCACUUACGUGUUUUCUGCAGAGGUAUUUCCCACGGUUGUCAGGCAAACCGGCUUGGGCUUGUGCUCCAUGUCGGCUCGAACAGCGGGCAUCCUCUCCCCGUUGGUUGGUCUCCUGGACAAAUACCACCCUGCCAUCCCCAUGUCCAUCUUUGGAAGCACCGCAGUGCUGGGGGGAAUCCUCUGCUUCCUGCUUCCCGAGACCCGGAACAAGGAUCUCCAGGACAACACGGCCAACUCCUCAUCGAGUCAGAAGUCCAACAAGGCCAUCCACAGUGGCUUUGGAAAUGGGCCGGUGGAGCCGAAAGAAGAUGAGCAGAAGGCUACGGAAUCCACCAUUAGCACAUACCUCUAG